Messenger RNA from Phytophthora sojae, 668 nucleotides. RefSeq lists its product as hypothetical. The record is from RefSeq and is a predicted model, not a curated record. Bases 34 to 549 code for a protein of 171 amino acids. The transcript has a single exon. Lineage: Eukaryota; Oomycota; Peronosporomycetes; Peronosporales; Peronosporaceae.
UCCGACCACAUCCCAUACCAACCAACACACACAAUGGCGUACAUCAAGACUUCGAUCGCUCUCCUUCUCGUGCUUGCCGCCGGUAUCUCUGAUGCCACCAACCUCCGUCAGGAGACACGCGAGCUGGCCCAAAUGACCGGUGACUCUGACCUCGGCGCCGCUCUGCUGGCCCGUGUCAACAAGGAGCGCGCCUCGCACGGACUCCCGGCGCUGUGCUCCAACAAGAAGCUCAAGGUGGCAGCCGAGCGCCACGUCAAGGACCAGUCGUCGACCGACUUCAUGUCGGACGCCGGCACCGACAACUCGACCCCCGCUCAGCGCGCCGCCGCCGCCGGCUUCAAGUGCUCGAACGUCAAAGAGAACAUCGACCAGGGCUCCCCUGACGUCGAGACCGUCUUCCAGAACUGGAUGAAGGGCGAGGGCCGCGCCAACAUCCUCGGCAACUUCAACAUGGUGGGCACGGCCUACGCGUACAACACCAACACGUUCAACAAGCACCACUGGGUCCAGGUCUUCGCAGUGGGCGCCCAGGAGACUUGCGACCCGUAAACUUGGAGGUGUGCUCCAUGACCCUGGUUUGUUAGGCAUGACUUGCUCUCGGAGGCUAGAACCAAGCUGAGGAGAUUUCUAGGUAGUGCAACCUAGGUAUAUGUGUGUAAAUGUAAUCU